UAUGCUGAACAGUAUAGUGCAGAAAUGGAAGGGCGAUGAUGGAAAUUUUAAUGGUUUUCUCUACGUAUGGAAGAAAACUAAAGUUGAGUGAUAUCUUUAAAUAUGCAUAUUUAUUUGUGAACUUAAUAUUCUGUAUCGUCAUUUCUGUUGAAACUGCUGCAGUAGCUUCCUAUCAAUGUCACGAUAUACAAUGCGUUCACGGAGUUUGCAGAGAAGGCCGUUGCGUUUGUGAUCAGGGGUGGCAAGGGAAUGGAUGUCAUCGGUGUGGUGGCCGGGUUAAGUUAACUAGGCCAUCUGGAUUCAUUAUAGAUGGCACAGGUAAUUACAGUGUCGAUAUGCAGUGUACAUGGCUUAUUGAAAGUGAUUCACCCAAUAGCACAAUUAGACUGGAGAUAGCUCAUUUUGAAACAGAAUGCAGUUGGGAUCACUUGUAUAUAUUUGAUGGAGACUCUGUUUUUUCUCGUUUAUUAGCAGCAUAUAGUGGAGUAUUAGUGAGAUAUGGCACUCCCUCUGACAAAUUAUCAGAAAUUGUGGCAACUUCAGGAAGUGCUUACAUAUAUUUCUACAGUGAUGCUGCUUACAAUAUGAGUGGGGUAAACAUUACAUAUAGCAUUAAUAGCUGUCCAAAGAAUUGUUCAGGCCGAGGUAUAUGUGUGGAUGGUAUUUGUACUUGCUGGGCUCAAUGGAGAGGUGAAGCUUGUGAUGUUCCCAUAUGUCCAUAUAAGUGUCGAGACAAUGGUUAUUGUGAUGUUGAACAUCAUAGAUGCAUUUGUAAUCCAGAAUAUACAGGGUUCGAUUGCAGCUUUCGUAUAGAUGAAGGAUGGUGGGCUGAAGAGCCUGUUAAAGAAAAAGUUCAGGGUCGAGCCCUUCAUGAAAUGGUUGUAAUAGGUGAUGAAAUGUGGGUUAUUGGUGGAGAAAAUUUUUAUCAUUCCACUUUCGAAAAUAUGAUAAAGUAUAAUUUUAUUAAAAAGACAUGGACAGUUAUGUCAAAUAACACUUCACAUGAACCUUUAAAUCGAUAUUGCCAUUCUGUUGUUGCUUAUGAGGGUAAUCUGUAUAUGUAUGGUGGUAUGCUGUAUAAUGGAACAGUCCUUAAUGAACUUUGGUUAUACAACACUACAAAGUAUAGUUGGCAUUUGUUAUCAAAAUUUACUAUGGAUCAGAAUUGUCAUUCUGAACCUUGUAGUCCUUUGGCUGCUAUGGGGCAUACAGCUACUGUUGUUGGAAAUUAUAUGAUUGUAAUAUUUGGGCAUAAUCCUGUAUAUGGCUAUCUCAACACAGUCCAGCAGUAUCAGUUAGCUUCUGACCAUUGGGAAUUAGUUACAACUCGUGGGGCAAUAGUUAAAGGUGGCUAUGGGCAUACUAGUGUGUAUGAUCCUGGCACUCAAAGAAUAUAUGUUUAUGGUGGCUACCAUUCAUAUGGAGCUGAAGCUGCUCUUGUUGACUUUCUCUAUGCUUAUAACUCAUGGGAAUAUACAUGGAUUUUGUUGACUCCUAGUCAGUCUCAUCGAUAUUUACAUAGCAGUGUUAUAUUAAAUGGAAUGAUGUUAGUUUUUGGCGGAAAUACACAUAAUGGCACAUCUUACAGCAAUGAUGGUCAGUGUUUCUCAGCUGAUUUCCAGGCUUAUGAUAUAGCUUGUGAUACUUGGCAUAUCAUGAAUUUUCCUUCCAUUCAUAAGCAAAAUAUUGCCAGGUUUGGUCACUCUGCAGUUGUUUACAAUGGGUCCAUGUAUGUGUUUGGUGGUUUUAAUGGUCAAAUGCUAAAUGACAUUCAAAAGUUAACACCAGGUUCAUGUGAAAAAAAUGCUAAUAGUGCUGCAUGUGAAAAAGCUGCACCAGGAAUUAAGUGUGUUUGGAAUUUUGAAAAGAAAAUAUGCCAGCCCUUUUCUGUUACUUCCAAAGUUGCUUCAUAUCACACUUGUUCUAGAAGAGGAGCAAAUGUUACAUCUUUAUGUGGACGUUUAACAUCUUGUCCAAGUUGUUUAGAAAAUACGUAUGGUUGUGUUUGGUGUGGAUCUUCUUGUUCUCAUGGUCGUUGUGGAAAAAAUAUAAAGGAAACUAAUAUACUUGACAAAUGUGAAGUGGCUGAAAGUAGUAAUUGUGAUAAAUUACAUAAUUGCCAUGCUUGCCAUACUGAGUAUCACUGUGGCUGGCAAACAGAUGAAAAAUGUUAUACAUUUGUUCGAGAAUCAAGUAAUGGUACUGAGAAAGCUAUUUUAAAUGACGAUUAUAGAGUUAAAUGUGAAAUUCCUUGUAGCAGCAGACAUACUUGUGAAAAUUGCACUCAAGGCCCUUGCAUGUGGUGUAGUAGUCAGCAAAUGUGCAUUGAAUCUAAUGCAUAUGCUGCAGUGUUUCCAGUAGCACAAUGUAUGGAAUGGACUACACAGAUCACAAAAUGUCGUGGUCUAAAUUGUCGUGAUAUUCAAACUUGUGACCAGUGCCAGAAGAAUCCUCGUUGUGGAUGGUGUGAUGAUGGAAGUGGGACAGGUUUAGGUGUUUGCCUGGAAGGUUCUGCUGCUGGUCCAGUGGUACUGGGAGGAUCUUCUUAUUCCUUAAAUAAUACUGUAUGCCCAGCAGGACAGUGGUUCUUUACAACAUGCCCAGCAUGUCAGUGUAAUGGCCAUAGUACAUGCGUGAAUGGAACAGAUAAAUGUCUUUUGCCUUGUCAACACCUCACUGAAGGAACUCAUUGUCAACAGUGCAUGGCUGGUUAUCAUGGAGACCCAGUAAAUGGUGGCAAUUGCACUCCUUGCUUUUGCAAUAAUCAUGGCGAUUUAUGCCAUAGAGAAACUGGACGGUGUUAUUGUACCACAAAAGGCAUUAAUGGACCUCAUUGUAAUAGAUGUGAUGAAUCUAACCAUUACGUUGGUAAUCCAGAGGAAGAAAAUGGAUCGUGUUUCUAUAAUCUUUCGAUCGACUUUCAGUACACAUUUAAUAUGUCCAAGCCAGAGGAUCGGCAUUAUACGAAUAUUAAUUUUAUGAAUAUACCAGUUAAACCUGAUGUUGAUGUUGACUUCACUAUUUCCUGUUCUGAUUCUGCUCUGGUCAAUAUAUCGGUUGCAUCAUCUUCUUCUCCAGAAAAAUUUCUAGAUGAGAAUCAUAAAUGUGGAACUUUCAAGCUUCGCUUUUCACAUGAUGACCAUGUUUUUGGAGCAGAUAAUUCAACAUUUUAUGUCUAUGUUUUCAAUUUUAAUACGCCAUUUGUUCUGCAGAUCUCAUUUUCACAACAUAGGCAGUUAGACCUUUUACAAUUUUUCAUUACUUUUUCCAGUUGCUUCUUAUCACUUCUAAUUAUGGCAGCUAUAAUGUGGAAAAUAAAACAAAAGUAUGAUUUAUACAGACGAAGACAGAGGUUAUUUGUUGAAAUGGAACAAAUGGCCAGUCGACCAUUUGCUGGUGUAGCUGUUGAACUAGAUGCUCAACUUCUUAUCAUAUCAUCUCAUACUGAGAGUGAGGAUCGCCGAAAGAAGUGUCAUCCGACUCCAAUUGCUCUCGAGCCUUGCUCUGGAGGUAAAGCUGCUGUGCUUUCCUUGAUAGUCCGCCUACCUCCUGGUGAAGAAGAAUAUACUCCACCUGGUCAGUCGGGUCUUGGAAUAGCAAGUGCAUUAGUUUCUUUAGGAACUCUAUGUAAAGGAAAUACAGAUGUUAUUAAAGAGACUAGUAAACUUGAUUCUUGGAAAACUAGCUCCAAUUCUAGUACUUGUAUAUAGAACUUUGGUACUUAAUAAGGGAAAGAAGCCACUUCAGUCAUUAUCUCAUGUGUUCUGAAAUUCAUCAUUUCUGCUGCUAUCAACAUCAUACCUAUUGUUCUUUUUUAAAAAUGAGAACUCAUUUCGUAUCUCCUAUUAAUGAUCAGUUCGUCAAAAUGUGAAUAGUUGUACAGUUCAGUGUUAUCUGUGUAUGUUUUUUCAAAUUUGUGUUUUCAUUGUAUCAUAGCUGAGUCAUUAUUUAUAUUUUACAAAUGUAACAUACUUUUACAUAGAUUUCAUAUUUUAGAUUUUUCAGUUUUUUUAAUGAGUUAUUAAGCAUUCUAUUUAUUCUUGUUGAAAUUGGAAUGAAAUGGCCGAUCGCAAUAAAAAUUUCUGAAACAAGAUAUUUUACUUCCAAUUUUUUAAAAAUCAGAUAAAAAAUUUUAUUCACUUUGAUUGCAGUUUGAUGAGAACUGAACAUAUUUGUUGGUGUGUGAUAAAAAUAUUCAUUAUAAUGAGUGUUUCUUCAUUCGUGGUGGUUUUUGUGUUCGUAAUUUAUUUUACUAGAUAAAUCAAACAUACCUGCUUUAUUGUAAUAUUUAAAUUUCUAAAAAUAACGAUAACAACCAGAUUUUCAGCUAAACGUCUAAAUUUUUUAUUUGAUUUCCAAAUAAUGGCUUGUUUGUUUUUUAUUUUAAAUUUUAUAUUAAUGAAAUAGACGUGGGUUUUAUUUAUUUAACUAUAUCAAUGUAUAUAAAAUUUUUGGUCUUUAUAAUUAUGUGUAUAUUUGUUUAAAUUUUAAUGAAUAUUUUUCUGUAUAUUCUACAGUGUAUAUAAAAGACUUAUAAGAUUGCUGCAGUCAAAUUAAUAAAAUAUAUUUAUUCAUUUUUUAUCUAUAUACAAAUUAUUUUCAUAGAUGAAUACAAGUGCAUGAUUUAUUCUUCGACAUCAGAAUCACGCUACUUGUGUUUUUUAUUCAUAAAUUGUUUAUGACAUUUGCUGUGCAAUGUGCACCUUUUUAUUUUAAGCCCUUUUUCUUUUUUGUAGUUCUUUGUAUUGUUCUUUCAUAUUUCUUAACUACAACUUAGUUAUUUUAUUAAUUAUAAUUUGAAAUAUAUUUUUUUCCCUAAAAAUGUAUUAAAAGUAUUAAUUUUUUAUUAUUUGGAAUUUCUAAAUUUCUUGUCUUAUGUGUUUUGUGUUUAUCUAUAAAUAUAACUAUAUAUUGUCACUUUUCAUUAUUAUUUUUUUUAAUUCGGACGAAUUCUUUCUACCUAAAAUUCAUGUAACGGAUUUGUAAAAUCGCAAUUUCUGUUAUUUGAAAUCUCAGGUUAAUUGUAAAAUGAAGUUUGCUCAUUAUUUUUUCCAUUUCUGGAGGCUUUGUUAAUCAGCUUGUUAGUGAACUUUUAUCAAGUCCUCAUUCAUGCAGAAGAAAAACAUUUUGAAUACAUUCCUCUUUCAUAGAAAGAUUUUCAUUAUUUUGUUUGUUGCAGUGUUAUGGCAGCAGAUUUCAAAACAAAACUUUAUUUUUAUUCAUUCUGUUAAAUUUCAAGUUAGAACGAAAUAUCAUGGAAUGAUGCCAUAUGGUAAAUUUUUUUUUAAAUGAUUUCAGUAAAUUACAAUUAGUGUAAAUUUUUCAUGCUUUUCUUGUCUUUUGCGAGAAGGCAAAUUAUUUAUUUUCUGUGUAUCGAUUUUCUAUUUCUGCCCACCCCCACCCCUCUUUCGGAAGUUGAUAAAUUCUGAGCACUAAUAUGAAACUCUUAGGUAGAAAGAAACACUCGUCAUGUUUAUUUCUAAUUUAUUAAUUCUAACAAAGAAAUUGAAUUUUUAUAUGAUCUCAAAUAUUUAUUACUGAUUUAGAUUUCAUAAAUUUGUAUUCUGAUGAUAAAAUAUCAUUCUAAUUGUUUUGGUAAUAAGUUAGCAUUUCUGAAGUUCAAUCAGUUUCAGUUUUGUACUAAUUUUACACUGCCAUUAUAUAUCUCAGUAUUAACUAGUAUUUAUUUUUUAAAUAACAAAAUAUAAAUAACUUAAUUUUAAUCUGAUGUGAAUAUCAAUCUAGUCCUGCAAAAUCCAAAUAAAUUUGUUUAUCCAUGCACUUGUUCAUUGAGCAAAAAUUAAGUUUAAGAGAUAAAUGUUAAUGUUAUAAGCCUAUAGUGAAUGUAAUUGAACUUUCUGAUUUUAUAAAAAAUAAACUUAAAGCAGUAUGAAGUCAUGGCAAUGCAGUUAUUAGUGCAUUAUUUUUUCAUUGUAAACAAUGAUUGUCAAGGAAAAAUUUUGAGUGUCAGUAUCUAGUUGGGAAUUUAGUGUUAAAACUUUUUUUUUUUUUUUUUUUUUUGCGUUUUGUGUGUUUAAACUACAUUUGACUCCACUUACUAUAAUGCAUACUAAAUUUUUUCUAAUACUUAAUAAUUUCUGUAGCUGUUAAAAUACUCGUGUAUCUGGUAUUAGUGUGAAAGAUAAGGAAAAUGUGAUAUUGGGCUUUUCCCCCCUUGUAUAUUUGUUUAGUUCAUUUAUUAAGAUUUUAUUUAAAAUGACCACUUUUCUGUAGAUAAUUUUUAAAAUGUAGCAUAAAAGCAUUUUUAGGUGGUUUAAUAAAUAAAAUAAAAUGGAGUCUUCUUUACAUUAAUUAUAUAAUAGUGAAUAUUUUGUGGAUUUACAUAUUUUUCUUGAAACUCCGCUUAACAUUUGCUUCACAUAUUUCUAAUAUGCAUGAUAUUUUAUAGAUAAGCCUUAAUUUUUUUUAUUUUAUAUAAAAAUAUAAUUUUACUUUUAAUUAUAUUUUGUUAAAGUGACUUCAGUCUAAAAAACACUUUUAAAUCUUGUUUUUAUAUUUUGUGAAACAUUUAAAUAACCAGACAAAAAAAAAAAGUAUUUUUUGAAUUCAUAAAAUACGGUAUUUCUUAUAACGUUAAAUAAUUUGUAUUUUGCAUUUCAAUAUAUGCAAUGAUAUUUGAGCAAUAUUCUGAUUCUUAAUUAAAUUCUAGAUUAAAGCUAUUGACUGUUUAACAUUUUUUUUUUUUUUUAAUUUAUGCAUUAUAGUUUGCUAAGUGCAGUACAUUUGUGGAAAAUUGUUUAUUAUUUACAUGUGACUUGGUGGAAAGUUUUUCCUUUAUUUUAAAAUUCAAAGAAAUUGUGAUAUUGUGUUUGAUUGUUGCUUAUGGAAAAUUAAUACUGACGAUGCUGAAAAAGCUUUCAUGGGCUAAUAUUUGUUUUGUUGGUGGUUAUUUGUUUGAAUUUAUUCUGUUAUUCACUAAUUUUAUUAUUUAUAUUUUAUAACUAUUGCAUUUUUAUUUGUAGUAUGUGUAGUUCUAGAAUAUUUGUUAUAAAUAUUUAAUUUAUGCUCUUAUGUAAUGUAUUAAUUUUGAUUAAGAAGUUUAAUUGGUUUACAUAUAAAUCCAGACAUAUUUAAUAUCAAAAGUUGUGUUUUGUUAUAGUUAACAUGCAUGUAUUAUUUAAGGAGUGACAGGUUAAAUAAAUAUUUUUCAAAUAAUUUAUCUGAUGCCUUUUUUUUUGUUUUUUUUUUUUGUUUGUUUAAGACGAAAUUAAUGAAAAUUAUACCUAUAAAAACUAUUCUUCCAUCCCAAGAUCAUUAUUACAUUAUUUAGUAGUUUAUCUUUCUUAAUCCCAAUAAUUCCUUAUCCAAUAUCUGUAACAAUUUAAUGGUAAAAAUUCAAAGAGGAAAAAGAAACAAUUGUUCAUUUCCACGUCUAACAGAAAGAUUUUGCAGACUAUCCAUGUCUAACAGACAGACUAUAGCACAUUUAUUCUUUAUCAUUAUUAUGCUGUAUGUUUUGUAUUAUAUGCACAAGCAAACAAUGCUCUA
Argiope bruennichi is the source of this 7509-nucleotide messenger RNA. It is a transcript of the gene dsd, whose product is annotated as attractin-like. The record is from RefSeq and is a predicted model, not a curated record. The transcript has 24 exons. Gene Ontology annotation, cellular component: Golgi apparatus. NCBI's taxonomy places the organism in Eukaryota, Metazoa, Arthropoda, Arachnida, Araneae, Araneidae. The coding region runs from base 36 to 3710 and encodes 1224 amino acids. Gene Ontology annotation, molecular function: protein binding.